Molecule: messenger RNA, 2234 nt
Organism: Erythranthe guttata (spotted monkey flower)
Lineage: Eukaryota; Viridiplantae; Streptophyta; Magnoliopsida; Lamiales; Phrymaceae
Product: DEAD-box ATP-dependent RNA helicase 51-like
Molecular function (GO): RNA helicase activity; nucleic acid binding; ATP binding
Source: RefSeq, a predicted model, not a curated record
AUCAAACUCCCAAACGACUCCGCUGCAAAACCUAAAAUCUCCGCCGCUACCGAAUUGCUUUCUCUAUCUCCGCCGCUGCCGCUACCGAAUCGCUGUGUAUCUCCGCCGCUACCUGGAUGGCGGUCACCGAAGAGAAUUUAGCUGUUCAAUCUGGAGGCAGUGAUUCCACAAAGGAGAAACGCAAGAGAAACAGGAAUAAAUCGAAAACCCCCCCAAAACCCCAUAAAGUGAAAGUAGAAGAAGAGAUGAAAAUUGAAGAAGAAGAGAAGGAAGAGAAAGAGGCGGAGGUGGAGGCAGAGGUUAGCCCGAAGAAACGGAAGAGAAACAGAAAGAAAUCGAAAACCCCACCACCGAAACCCAGUGAAGUUAAAGUAGAAGAAGAAACGGAAGAAGAGAUGAAAGAAGAAGAAGAAGAAGAUGAAGAGGAAGAGAAAGAGGUUGAUUUGAAGAAAUGCAAGAGGGACAAAAAGAAAUCGAAAACCCUAAAAGCAGAAGUGAAAACUGAAGAAGAAGAGAUAGAUGAAGAGGAAGAAGAAGAGGAAGAGGGUUUGGGGUUGAAGAGAGAAGUGAAGGGGAGUGGGAGUGGGAUUAUGAGCAGUGAAGCCUUUUCGGUGUUGCCGAUAUCCGAACCCACUAUGAAUGCCAUCAAAGACAUGGGCUUUAUCUACAUGACUCAGAUCCAAGCAAGAGGAAUUCCACCACUUUUGGAAGGCAAAGACGUUCUUGGAGCUGCUAGGACAGGUUCCGGUAAAACCCUAGCCUUUUUGGUGCCAGCUGUUGAAUUGUUGCAUCACAUUCGUUUUACGCCGCGAAAUGGGACUGGUGUUGUUAUCAUUUGCCCAACAAGGGAGUUGGCUAUACAGACACAUGCUGUAGCAAAGGACCUUUUGAAGUAUCACUCGCAAACACUGGGACUUGUAAUUGGUGGUUCGGCAAGAAGAGGUGAAGCUGAGCGCAUUGUCAAAGGAGUUAAUAUUUUAGUAGCAACACCUGGUCGACUUCUCGACCAUCUUCAAAAUACUUAAGGCUUUAUUUACAAGAAUCUCAAGUGCCUUAUAAUUGAUGAAGCUGAUAGGAUUUUGGAAGCUAAUUUUGAAGAAGAAAUGAAGCAAAUCACCAAAAUUUUGCCCAAGGCGAGGCAAACAGCUCUUUUCUCUGCUACUCAAACCAAAAAGGUUGAGGAUCUUGCACGACUAUCAUUUCAGACAACCCCUGUCUAUGUCGAUGUGGACGAUGGAAGGAAGAGGGUGACGAAUGAAGGACUACAGCAAGGGUACUGUGUAGUCCCAAGUGCAAGGAGAUUCAUUCUUCUCUACUCAUUCUUGAAGAGGAACUUGUCAAAGAAAGUGAUGGUUUUCUUCUCGUCCUGCAAUUCUGUCAAAUUCCAUUCCGAACUUCUCAAGUAUAUUCAGAUCGAUUGCUUUGAUAUCCAUGGCAAGCAAAAGCAGCAGAAACGUACCUCUACUUUUUUCGACUUCUGCAAAGCAGAAAAGGGUAUCCUUCUAUGUACAGAUGUCGCUGCACGUGGUCUUGAUAUUCCAGCUGUGGAUUGGAUUGUGCAGUAUGAUCCCCCAGACGAGCCUAAGGAAUAUAUUCAUAGAGUUGGUCGAACAGCCCGUGGAGAAGGUGCGAAAGGGAAUGCUCUGCUCUUUUUAAUUCCAGAGGAAGUACAGUUUCUUAAAUAUCUCAAGGCUGCGAAAGUACCUGUCAAAGAAUACGAAUUCGAUCAAAAGAAGCUAGCAAAUGUUCAGUCUCACUUGGAAAAGUUGGUUUCAAACAACUAUUAUUUGAACAAGUCGGCUAAAGAUGCGUACAGAUCUUACAUCCUAGCGUACAACUCGCACUCGAUGAAGGACAUAUUUAAUGUUCACCGGCUUGACCUACAGGCUUUGGCUGCUUCAUUUUGUUUUACUUCACCUCCGAAAGUUAACCUAAACAUUGACAGUAACGCUUCAAAGUUCAGGCAAAAAUCACGUAGAAUUGAAGGCGACACUCGACAAUUCGUUAGGUAUUAGCAAUUUCUUGUCUGGUAAUGGGAUAAACCAUCCCAGAUACGGCCCCUUGGCUCAUCAGUUUUGCAAUCAUGUUUUUUAUUACUCGAAACCUUUUUCUUUCUUCUUUUUUUUUUUCCUUUUUUUUUUCCGAGUGUUGGAAUCAAAGCACCCAAGAAUUUUUGAACUAUUUUCUAAUUGUUUCAUCUUUCAAUUAAUGCCAUAUCUUUUUAUUUUUUUUGU